AUGGAUGGAGUAAUAUUAAAUGACACCUCAGAGAUGGAAUUCUACAUCCUGGCAUUCUCCACAUCUGAAAAUGGUAGAAUUGUGCUGUUACUAGCCAUUGUACUGACUUAUCUAUUAAUUCUCAGUGGUAACCUUAUUAUUAUUGUACUGGUGUGUCUUGUGUCCCAGCUACACACGUCCAUGUACUUCUUCCUAUGUAAUCUGUCCAUAUUAGACAUCUUUUAUGUCUCUACAACUCUCCCCAAGCUGUUGUAUAUUACUUACACCGGUGACCAUGCUGUAUCCUACAUUGCCAGCAUAACUCAAUUAUGUUUAUUCCUCUUCUUUGCUGAUGUAGAGAUUUUCUUACUAACAACAAUGGCCUUUGACCGCUAUGUAGCAAUAUGCUUCCCUCUACAUUACUGGCUCAUUAUGAGUAAACGAGUUUGUGCCUUACUGGCAUUCCCCGCAUGGUUUAUCGCUGCCAUCAAUGCUUUAAUAUUUACUUGGUUUGCAAUUGGCUUACGCUUCUCUCAUUCUAUUGAAGUCAACAAUUUCCUUUGUGAACUAAAAGCUUUGCUUAUCAUAUCCUCCAGUGACACCACAUUCUUAAAGAAAUGCAUUAUGUUCGAUGCAGUAUUAGUUGGGUUUGCUCCCCUUACAUUGAUAUUGACUUCCUAUGGUUGCAUCAUUUCCACCAUCUUAAAAAUUCAGUCCCUGGUGGGGAGACGCAAGGCAUUCUCAAGCUGUACUUCCCAUUUAACAGUUGUUGUGUUGUACUUUAGCUCAGCCAUAACCUUGUACGUGCAAUAUUCUCAAGAGCAAGACAAGCUCCUAUCAGUGAUGUUUGCUACUUUGUCUCCAAUGCUAAACCCCCUAGUGUAUAGUUUGCGUAAUAAAGACAUCCGAAGAGCUAUGGCAACAGUAUUCCAUGGAAAAAAAUCAUGA
Messenger RNA from Pseudophryne corroboree (corroboree frog), 927 nucleotides. Its product is annotated as olfactory receptor 5V1-like. The record is from RefSeq and is a predicted model, not a curated record. Bases 1 to 927 code for a protein of 308 amino acids. Gene Ontology annotation, cellular component: plasma membrane. Lineage: Eukaryota; Metazoa; Chordata; Amphibia; Anura; Myobatrachidae. Gene Ontology annotation, molecular function: G protein-coupled receptor activity; olfactory receptor activity. The transcript has a single exon. Gene Ontology annotation, biological process: detection of chemical stimulus involved in sensory perception of smell; G protein-coupled receptor signaling pathway.